This is a messenger RNA of Trifolium pratense (red clover), 2994 nucleotides long. RefSeq names its product protein VAC14 homolog. Gene Ontology annotation, cellular component: endosome membrane; PAS complex. The transcript is spliced from 19 exons. The coding region runs from base 324 to 2624 and encodes 766 amino acids. Lineage: Eukaryota; Viridiplantae; Streptophyta; Magnoliopsida; Fabales; Fabaceae. The record is from RefSeq and is a predicted model, not a curated record. Gene Ontology annotation, biological process: positive regulation of kinase activity; phosphatidylinositol biosynthetic process.
UCCAAGCCUAAUCGAAGAGAAACAGAAGCGCUCACUCAUUUCACUGCUUAAUUAUUAUCUUAAAAAAGAAACUCCAAAUUUCAUUUAACUUCCAUUUCAACUAUAAUAAUUUCACACAAACGCAAAUUCUCCACAAAAAAUUGAAACAAAACCAACAACAAACAAAUUUCAAUCCCCAAUUCUCAUUCUUCUUAGAUCUGUUUCUCGAUUCGCAUUUUCGCUUCAAUCAAUUCUACGCGAUGUUUCGUUUCGAGCAGGAAAAGAUCCGCAAGCGAAUUUGAUUUUACUUUCGAUUUUGAUUUUUCGAUUGCGAAGCUGUUUCCAUGGCGGAAGCUCUCUCCGUUAUGCCAGCGGCCGUGCUACGUAACCUUGCUGAUAAGCUCUAUGAGAAACGGAAAAAUGCUGCUCUUGAGGUUGAGGGGAUUGUUAAGCAGCUUGCUUCUGCUGGGGAUCAUGAUAAGGUAAAUGCUGUGAUCGAUUUGUUGACUACGGAAUACACGAAUUCGCCGCAAGCAAAUCAUCGCAAGGGAGGGUUGAUAAGCUUAGCUGCUGCUACUGUUGGGCUGACUAAUGAAGCUGCUCAGCAUCUUGAUAGAAUUGUGCCUCCAGUGUUAAAUUCUUUCUCGGAUCAAGAUAGCAGAGUUCGUUAUUAUGCAUGUGAAGCACUAUAUAACAUUGCUAAGGUUGUGAGAGGAGAUUUUAUUGUAUACUUCAACUUGAUCUUUGAUGCCUUAUGCAAGCUUAGUGCAGAUUCAGAUGGCAAUGUACAAAGUGCUGCACAUCUCUUAGAUCGACUCGUGAAGGAUAUUGUGACCGAGAGCGAUCAGUUCAGGUGCACUCUCUUCUCACUAUUUAGCUAUAUGCUUCUUUGUAUGACUAUCUUGUGUUUCAAAGAGACUUGUACUCUUGUAGAUAUGUGGAUCUCUGUAUGUAACUUACACUGCUUCAUACCCCACCGCUUUCAUUUCUUGAUAUUCAGUAUUGAAGAAUUUAUACCAUUAUUGAGGGAGCGCAUGAAUGUACUGAAUCCAUAUGUCCGCCAGUUUUUGGUAGGAUGGAUUACUGUAUUGGACAGUGUCCCAGAUAUUGAUAUGCUGGGUUUUCUUCCUGAUUUUCUUGAUGGUUUGUUUAACAUGUUGAGCGAUUCAAGUCAUGAAAUACGUCAACAAGCUGAUUCAGCUCUUUCUGAGUUUCUUCACGAGAUAAAGAACUCCCCAUCUGUAGAUUAUGGUAAAAUGGCUGCAAUACUGGUACAGAGGGCUGGUUCUCCAGAUGAAUUUACUAGGUUAACAGCUAUCACAUGGAUAAAUGAGUUUGUCAAACUUGGUGGAGACCAGCUUGUUCGAUACUAUGCUGACAUUCUUGGAGCUAUUUUGCCUUGCAUAUCCGAUAAAGAAGACAAAAUUAGAGUGGUUGCUAGGGAAACCAAUGAAGAGCUACAAGCAAUCAAUGCUGAUCCAGCUGAAGCGUUUGAUGUAGGAGCAAUCCUCUCAAUUGCAAGGAGGCAACUAUCUAGUGAAUGGGAGGCUACUCGAAUCGAAGCUUUGCACUGGAUAUCAAUCCUUUUAAACAGACAUCGUGUUGAGGUUUUGACAUACCUUAAUGAUAUAUUUGACACCCUACUGAAAGCACUUUCAGAUCCAUCUGAUGAGGUUGUUCUUUUAGUUCUUGAUGUUCAUGCAUGCAUUGCAAGAGAUCCUCUGCACUUCCGUCAUCUUGUCGUUUUCCUUGUGCACAAUUUCAGGCUAAAUAAUUCUCUUUUGGAGAAGCGCGGUGCUUUGAUAAUUCGUCGUCUUUGUGUGCUUUUGAAUGCUGAGAGAGUCUACCGUGAACUUUCUACAAUAUUAGAAGGAGAAUCAGAUUUGGAUUUUGCAUCAAUUAUGGUUCAGGCUUUGAAUUUGAUCUUACUUACAUCAUCAGAAUUGUCUGAGAUUCGAGAUCUUUUGAAGCAGUCACUGGUAAAUCCUGCCGGGAAGGACUUGUAUGUUUCUUUGUAUGCGUCUUGGUGUCAUUCUCCAAUGGCAAUUAUAAGUCUCUGCUUUUUAGCUCAGACUUACCGACAUGCAAGUGCUGUUAUUCAAUCUCUGGUAGAGGAGGAUAUAAAUGUCAAGUUUUUGGUCCAAUUAGAUAAAUUGAUUCGCUUGCUGGAAACUCCAAUCUUUGCUUAUCUCAGAUUGCAGCUUCUCGAUCCUGGAAGAUAUUUAUGGCUAUUCAAAGCAUUGUAUGGUCUUUUGAUGUUGCUUCCUCAGCAAAGUGCAGCCUUUAAGAUACUAAAAACUCGUUUAAAAGCUGUGCCGUCAUAUUCUUUCAAUCGCGCGCAACUGAAUAGAAUGCCUUCUGGGGAUUACUACCAAUUUGUUCCUCAGAUGCCUGAUGACAAUCAUACAGAAGAGGAUGGUGGGAGCUCAUAUAAUGGAUUAAACUUUGCUACAAGGUUACAACAGUUUCAGCAAAUGCAGCAGCAACAUAGGGUACACACUAAAUCGCGAAGAGCAUCACGCAGUUUAUCCACUUCCUUACCAAAGGAGGCACAAAAAGAGGAAGAACCACAUAGACCUCAGUCUACUGAUCUUAAUGUUCCUCCUUCAAGACCAAGGAGAAAUUCAGGGCAACUACAACUAUAAUUCUAAUGUUUUUCUACCUAUGUCGAGUCUAAUCAGUGCAUGUGGACUUCGAAUGGGGUCGGGUAUGAUUUGUAAAAUUGUAAAUCAUAGUAGUUUGUUUUAUUCUAUUUGUUAGAAAGGUUGGGUUUUUGAAUCAAGAUGAAGCUUGGAGGGUUUUCUAGGCUAUAUUCUUUUGACCAUGUAGAACGUGAUGCUCACUGGUUCUGUUAUUUUUGUUGAAAAACCAUGUGAGCUAGAUGGGAUAUUUUAUCUAGUGAAGUUUCUUAUUGUAUAGGGUAAAUUAUACACCCUUAUGCCGUCUUCAUAUGAUAGAUAGAAAUAUUAUAUUUUCCUUUUCUCAUAUAUGGUAAAUUAUGCUUCAUUCCAUUUC